Messenger RNA from Drosophila eugracilis, 1817 nucleotides. RefSeq names its product pre-mRNA-splicing factor Slu7 (gene Slu7). NCBI's taxonomy places the organism in Eukaryota, Metazoa, Arthropoda, Insecta, Diptera, Drosophilidae. The transcript is spliced from 4 exons. Bases 59 to 1783 code for a protein of 574 amino acids. Gene Ontology annotation, biological process: mRNA splicing, via spliceosome. Gene Ontology annotation, cellular component: spliceosomal complex. The record is from RefSeq and is a predicted model, not a curated record. Gene Ontology annotation, molecular function: pre-mRNA 3'-splice site binding.
UUAUCGAUAUCCGCAUUACUUUUUCAUUGUAAAUUGUAAAUAAAUAAAAUCUGGAAAAAUGAGCUCGGGGGCCAUGCGCACUCCCGUCUCGCAGAUAAUCCAAAGCAAGCAGGACCAAGAUGCCGAGGAGGAGCCGAAGAAGAAGUCCCGCGAGGACUGGCGCAAGGCAAAGGAGUUGGAGGAGGCUCGUAAAGCGGGAACAGCUCCUGCCGCUGUGGACGAAGAGGGUCGUGAUAUAAAUCCGCAUAUUCCCCAAUAUAUAUCAAACGCUCCAUGGUACUAUGGAUCAGCGGGACCCACAUUGAAACAUCAGCGUCCCCAGCACGAAGACGAGCAAGGACAGCUAGACAAAAGGGCUCCAAAAGGUCUUGACACCUCUCGCAUCAUCACCAAAUUCCGGAAAGGUGCUUGUGAAAACUGCGGUGCGCUUAGCCACAAGCGCAAAGAUUGCGUAGAUCGGCCACGUAAAGUUCUAGCAAAGUACGCCGAAUCCAUCGUUGUUCACGACGAGCAUUUAGUAAAUGAGGCUGCAGUGAACUACGACGAGAAAAGAGAUCGUUGGAGCAGCUAUGACCCGGCCAAUCACCGGGAGAUCGUCGAGGAGUACGAGAAGGUGGAGGAGGCCAAGCGACAGCUUAAAGCCGAGAAGCUCAAAAAUGAUCCCGAUGCCGAAAUAUCCGAUGAGGAUGGUAAUGAAGACAAAUAUGUGGACGAGGUGGACAUGCCGGGUACUAAGGUGGACUCCAAACAGCGUAUCACGGUGCGGAACUUGCGUAUCCGCGAGGACACAGCCAAAUACCUGAGAAACUUGGACCCUAACUCCGCUUACUACGAUCCCAAGACACGCUCCAUGCGUGACAAUCCCAAUCCCGCAGUGCCAGAGGAAGAAGCUGAGUUUGCCGGUGAGAACUUUGUGCGCUUCUCUGGAGACACGACAGCACAAGCCACCGCCCAGCUAUUUGCUUGGGAGGCUCAUGGCAAGGGAGUGGAUGUCCAUCUUUUGGCCGAACCUACUAAGUUGGAAUUGCUUCAGAAAGAGUACGAACAGAAAAAGGAACAGUUCAAGUCGAGUACGAAAACGCACAUUGUCGAGAAAUACGGAGGUGAAGAGCACCUACAGGUGCCGCCAAAGUCUCUGUUGCUGGCCCAGACAGAAGAGUACAUUGAGUACUCUAGGAGCGGCAAAGUGAUCAAAGGUGUUGAGAAACCAAAAGCGCGCAGCAUCUACGAGGAGGAUGUUUAUAUUAAUAACCACACCACCGUGUGGGGCAGCUACUGGAACGCCGGUCGCUGGGGCUACAAGUGCUGCAAGUCCUUUAUCAAGAACUCCUACUGUGUCGGUAUGCAGGAACCUGAAGGGUACUCGGAGCAGCAUCCCACUAGCUCGAGCACAGUAUCUGCAGCGGAGCCAAUAGCCCAAGUUCAAUUUAAAGUUCCAGAAGUGCCCCCAGAAAAGCCCGCUUCCGAAGUGGACUCGGCUCCGAGUUCAGAAUCAUCUUCAUCGGAAGAGGAGGAAGUAAAACCAGAGAAGAAAAAGUCCAAGAAGAAGUCAAAGAAACGCGAGAAGAAAAAGAAAGCCAAGGAACAGCGGAAACAAAAAUCCAAACACAAGGAUGCCAAGGAAAAAGAGAAGUCAAAAGAGAAAGAAAUUCCAGAGGAACUGGACGAUCGCAAAAGGGCUUACAACAGCAUGUAUGACGUAAAGGCGCCCACAGAGGAUGAGAUCGAGGAGUGGAAAAAGAAGCGGCCUAGGGCAGAAGAUCCUAUGCUGCAAUUUAUGUAGACAACAAAAUAAAACUAAUUAUCUUAAAUUAAAA